AUGGGAUAUAAUGUAAGGGUUUUAGUUGAUGAUUUUUAUGAAAAAUUAGAAAACGGAGGAUUAGGUCUCGGGUGUACUGAGGGUGGUUUGAUGAUAGGAACCCUAAUGGCCACUCGCGGACGAGAUCGGGCCCGUUCACGAGAAAGUAGGAAUGCGCAACCGGCUGACAACCAUGCCAAAUUCAUGGCGGCCAUGGCUAAUCUGGCAAACACCAUGGAAGCUAAUGCUGCUGCGACUCUGCAAGCUAUGCAGAGGUUAGGCCAACUGACUGGAAACAGAAAUGGGAAUGGUGAAGGGAAUGCCAAUGAUAAUGCUGAGGGAAACAGCGAUAACACGGGAGGUGUUCCGAUGAGCUUGGCGAUGUUCCUCAAGGUUCAUCUGCCAAUUUUCCGAGGAUCAACUAAUCCUACUAAAGCGGACAACUGGUUCCAGGCCAUGGAGCAUGCUUUACAGGCGCAGCACGUUCCGAAUAAUCAAUAUGUUGAAUUUGCUGCUUAUCAGCUAGCAGGAGAGGCCCAGCACUGGUGGCAAACGGCCUUCUAUAAGAAGUACUUUCCUGAGUCUGCGAGUGAAGCAAAGGAGAUGGAAAUGAUGCAGCUGAAGCAACAUUCCUUGGCAGUGGUGGACUACACAAGCAAGUUUGAGGAGCUUUGUAGGUUUUCUCAGGUGUGUCAGGGUGCCCCAGAGACUUAUGAAUGCUGGAAAUGUAUAAAGUAUCAGAGGGGGUUGAAGGAUAGUAUUAUGACUACUGUGGCGCCUAUGGAGAUCCGUGUUUUCUCCGACUUGGUGAACAAAGCAAGAGUGAUUGAAGAGUAUGCCAAGACUGUAGUGGCAUCCAAGGAUACACAUGAAUGGAAUACUAGUAAGGGACGUGGAAAGUAUUUCCAUCCGAGAGGUCAAAGCUUCAGGAGAGGAGGAUAUCUGCCUCAAAAUUGUGGGUUUCCUGGCCACAUUGCGAGGGAUUGCACUCAUGGGAGGAACCAGAAUGCGGGCCAGAGUCAGCAUCAAGGUCGAGUCUUUGCUGUGAACGCUAAUGAUGCUUCUAAGGCAGAUCCAUUGAUGAGAGGUAUUUGUUUGAUUGGUGAUAAAUCUUUAGUUGCAUUGUAUGAUACUGGAGCAUUGCAUUCAUUUAUUUUAUUUGAUAAGGUUGAGGAACUAGGCUUGAAUGUGUCAGAGUUAGAAUUUGAUCUGUAUGUACAUACUCUGCAUCAGACGGUUAUGACUAGGUCAGGGUGUAGGAAAGUAGGUUUCAAGCUUGAGGGUAGAGACUUUGUGUAUGACUUCAUCUGUUUGCCAAUGAUUGGGUUGGAGAUGAUUUUGGGGUUUGAUUGGUUGUCAAAGAAUCGAGUGUUAUUGGAUUGCUUUGAGUGGUAA
Messenger RNA from Arachis ipaensis, 1374 nucleotides. RefSeq lists its product as uncharacterized. Lineage: Eukaryota; Viridiplantae; Streptophyta; Magnoliopsida; Fabales; Fabaceae. The record is from RefSeq and is a predicted model, not a curated record.